UAGCGAGAUAGGGGUGUGGCUAAACGCCCACUAUUACGUCCAAUUUCAGCCCGUCAAAGCGCUUUGAAACCUUGAUUCUCUACAUUCACCAGUAAACAAAUUUCAUAUAUUAUUCAUAUCACGAAAUAAAAAUAGCCGAAAUGGAAGGCACCUGUCUCUGCGGCGCCAUAACUGUGCGCGUCAACGACUCCGAACUCUUCACCAAACGAAGAGGUCACAUAUGCAGAUGUGCGAAUUGUAAGAAAACUGCCGGAUCUGCUUUAGCAACAAAUCUCAUUAUCGAGAACGAAAAGUUUGAAAUUAUAGGCGAAGAAAAUCUCAAGCGGUACGAGGAUAAGAAUACAUUGAGUGGAACACCAUUGGGGAGGUAUUUCUGUGGGACUUGUGGGAACCCAAUCAAAUCCGUGACCCCGCUGUAUGAAGGCAAAACGGUACUGAAACUGGGGAUCUUCCCUAAGAUCCCAACGCCGGAAUGGGAGUCUUUUUGUGGAAAUAGACAGGCUUGGGAGAUGCCGUUGGAUGGGGCGGUUCAGUAUAAGGGGGAGAGCUUUGGAGAGAAGAUGGAGUAGGAUUUUGUACUGAUGUGGUGAUGAGUGGUGGGAAGAGAGGCCUGGAGAGAGGAUGGCGUGGGAUUUGAGAUAAGAAAGUAGAUAUUGAAGUUACAUAUAAGUGACGCCUACGCUUCUUUAUCGUGAAGUAGUUGAUUGACAUGUCGACUAAUAGGGUUGAUUCUUGUAAUCGGAGUCUGAGGAGUGGUGCAAUAGAAGAAUAAUGUAGUUUACUUCGUCUAGAA
Cadophora gregata is the source of this 793-nucleotide messenger RNA. RefSeq lists its product as uncharacterized. Gene Ontology annotation, molecular function: carbon-sulfur lyase activity. NCBI's taxonomy places the organism in Eukaryota, Fungi, Ascomycota, Leotiomycetes, Helotiales, Ploettnerulaceae. The coding region runs from base 141 to 569 and encodes 142 amino acids. The record is from RefSeq and is a predicted model, not a curated record. The transcript has 3 exons.